Molecule: messenger RNA, 2301 nt
Organism: Exophiala dermatitidis NIH/UT8656
Lineage: Eukaryota; Fungi; Ascomycota; Eurotiomycetes; Chaetothyriales; Herpotrichiellaceae
Exons: 1
Coding region: 1-2301 (766 amino acids)
Cellular component (GO): VCP-NPL4-UFD1 AAA ATPase complex
Molecular function (GO): polyubiquitin modification-dependent protein binding
Source: RefSeq, a predicted model, not a curated record
AUGGCCUCGCCAGACACUCUAAAAUGGUCGGGACAAUUCCAAGUUGGACCCGCGAAUCGGCGCCUCGUGGGAGACAAGAUCACCUUGCCUCAGUCUGCCCUUGAAGCCCUCCUCGCCGCCGCGCCCGUCGUUUCUGUACAGAAUGGCACUUCACGAAACCUCACAUCCGCCUUUGAUCCCUACAAUCCGUAUUCAUUUGCCGCCGAACGUCGUGCGCGCGCCGCUCUGGAGGAUCGCCAGCAACAACUUCCUCAUCCGUUGACGUUUCGAAUACAGAAUCCUCGAAAUGGAAGAGCCGUCUACGCGGGAAUUCAAGAGUUUUCGGCCCCAGAAGGCACGAUCGCAUUGAGCGCCGGCCUAAAGGAGGCGUUGGGACUGUCAGAUGCCAGUGAGCGGUCGUCGAAACAGACAUCGAGGGAAAAUACGCCCAGUGGCGAUGUGGUUAUGACAAAUGGAGCGGACAGUCCCAAGGCAGAAACAGUCACAGUGCAUGCACAGCAAUUGCCCAAAGGCACCUACGUCAAACUGAGGCCGUUGGAAGCGGGCUAUGACCCGGAGGAUUGGAAAUCACUUCUUGAACGAUAUCUCCGAGACAACUACACCACCCUGACCCGUAGCGAAAUACUCGUGGUUCCCGGUGCCCGGCACGAGCGGUUCCGCUUUUUAGUCGACAAGUUUGAACCAGAGGGCGACGGCAUCUGUGUGGUUGAUACCGAUUUGGAAGUGGACAUUGAGCCUCUGAACGAAGAUCAAGCUCGGGAGACGUUGAACAAGCGAUUGGCGAAAAGCAAGCGGCAGCAGCAAGAUGAGACGGAGGGCAGCUCGUCUGGAGGGAUGAUCAGUCUAGAACAGGAGGUUCAGGGCAAGGUGUUGCCUGGAGAUUACGUUGACUACGAAUUGAAGCAGUGGGACCGUGGUCAAGACCUUCAUGUCAUUCUUCAAGUUCCGGACGGCAAUGGGAGCACCCUCGAUCUUCUUGUCAAUCCGUUCUCUGCUCGACAACGCUCCAAACCUCGAGAAGAUGAAUAUGUGUUUGGAGACCUGAGUGUGCGGCCCACAAAAAGGCUGAAGAUUUCCCAUACCAGUGUUGACCUCGAGGAAGCCGAAUCACUCAACCUGGCAGUUCACGCGUGGCGCGAUGCUACGUCCGUCUCGACAGAUGCCGAGCGUCCAAUUGCGUAUACCCUUAAGGUUACUACUUCUAGUGAUCGGCAGACCGACUCAGCCGACAAUGGUCCAUCCGACAUCUCGGCGGACGAGGUGAUGUGCAAGAAUUGUCGCCAAGUCGUGCCGAAACGAACUUUGCCUUUACACGAGGCUUUUUGUUAUCGCAACAAUAUCCUCUGUCCGAAGUGUUCUGGUGUCUUUCUGAAGAACUCGGAAGCAUGGAAGAAUCAUUGGCAUUGUCCUCAUGACGACGAAUAUGGUAACGACUCCACAUCCAAAAGCAAACACGAUGCACUGUUCCAUCCGCCCAAGCCGAUUCCCUGUCCUGCUUGUGAGUUUGAGGCUUUCAAUGUCCCCAUCUUGGCCCAUCAUCGCACGACGACGUGUCCAGGAAAAGAAAUUCUCUGUCAGUUUUGUCACCUGGUGGUCCCGCAGAAGGGUCCUGACGACCCGGAGUUUACGGACGCCGAAGUUCUGCUGUCUGGCUUGACCCCCCACGAACUGGCCGACGGAGCGAGGACGACCGAGUGUCACUUAUGUGGCAAGAUUGUGAGGCUGCGGGACAUGAAGACUCAUUUGCGGCUACACGAUCGGGAGCGGUUUUCUAGACCUAAGCCGAAACGGUGUGCCAACGGCAUGUGUGGCCGCACAGUUCGGGCAGAGGACGAGGCGAGGGUCCAGAAAGAACAAUUGGGCCUCUGCAAUGAAUGCUUCGGUCCACUCUACGUUUCGACGUAUGACCCUGAAGGAAAGAUGUUGCGCAGGAGGGUGGAAAGAAGGCUUCUCCAGCAGCUGAUGGGCGGAUGUGGCAAAUCCUGGUGUCAGAACAGCGACUGGUGCAAGACGGGCCACAAGAACGUCACGGGUGAAGAUAGGGUUGUGUCGGCCAAGGACGGGCUGCCCAUAGUCAAGCCCAUCAUGGAUCAGUUGGCGCAGGGAGUCACUUCGGGAUUGAGGUUCUGCGUCGAUGAAGUCAGCCAGACGCGUCGGCAGCUUGCUGCCGUCAUGGGUCGAGACGGCGAGUACGAGUUGGAAUGGUGUGCCAAAGCGUUGGAGGAGGAGAGGGGUGACGUGAGCGCUGCAUUGGAGUGGUUGAAGCAUCGAGCUCCUAAGAUUGGGGAGACUGUGAGUUAA